Molecule: messenger RNA, 595 nt
Organism: Solanum tuberosum (potato)
Lineage: Eukaryota; Viridiplantae; Streptophyta; Magnoliopsida; Solanales; Solanaceae
Product: gibberellin-regulated protein 3-like
Exons: 4
Coding region: 121-393 (90 amino acids)
Source: RefSeq, a predicted model, not a curated record
CACUGACUUUGUUGCACCCAAAAAAGAGUACCAAAGUGGUCAUCACAAACUACAAGAAAAAAACUCAAGGCAAAAUAACAAAAAUAAAACAUUUCAUUCAAAAACUCCAAAAAAAAAAAAAUGUCUUCAAGAUUGCUUAUUCUUUUCACUUUCUUCCUCUUCUGCCUACUUGUUCAAGUCUCUUCUGAUAUUGACAUUGAAGACCACCAAAAUCAGGUGGUGAGAGGAGGUAACAGGAGACUCUUGCCCUAUGUUGAUUGUGGAGGACUAUGCAAAGUGAGAUGUAGCAGGCACUCAAGACCAAAUUUAUGCAGCAGAGCUUGUGGGACUUGUUGUAUGAGGUGCAAAUGUGUUCCUCCAGGCACUUUUGGUAACAGAGAAAUUUGUUGGUAAUGCUACACAGACAUGACUACUCAUGGAAACAAGACCAAGUGCCCUUAAUUUAUAAAGGCUACUAUAAGAAAAAAAAUAUAUGAGAAUAUGUGUUUUGAGAUUUUGAUGUAAUGUUGUGAUGGUGGUUUUCUUAUUUAGUGUAGUUGUGUCGUUUGGUAGCUGGUUAGAAUUAAUGAAUCAAUGUAUUAUUUUAUGUAUGUAU